Anastrepha ludens (Mexican fruit fly) is the source of this 512-nucleotide messenger RNA. RefSeq names its product transcriptional repressor protein YY1-like. The coding region runs from base 88 to 363 and encodes 91 amino acids. The transcript has a single exon. The record is from RefSeq and is a predicted model, not a curated record. Lineage: Eukaryota; Metazoa; Arthropoda; Insecta; Diptera; Tephritidae.
CAUUCCAAUCAUAUCGUUUGUAACUCUAAACGGGCCACUAUCGCUGAAACAAACAAAGCUUCUCCUUCGAAAAGGAUAACUAUCGAAAUGAAAUUUCUCACUUUGUGCUUGGUGUUCGUGCUGUUUGUAGCACUUUUCGUUGAUACUUAUGGUAGUCCUGAUGAGUUGGGAAGCAUCGCCAAUUUAGAAGUGGUUGAGGAGCCUCUAUCGUUGUUGGAUGUCGUUGAGCAGGGACAUGAAAAUGAAGGCGAUCGUUUGACGCGUGGAUAUCGAGGUGACUAUCGUGGUGGAUAUCGUGGCGGAUACCAUGGGGGCUAUCAUCAUGGGCAUCGCGGUGGUCAUCGUGGUCAUUACUAUCACUAAAUUGCUGAAAGGAUUAUCUAAAAACGGAGUCUCUAGCUAGUGAAAUAUCUGUUAAUAGCUUCUGAUUGAAUUGUGAAAAUUGUAAGCGAGUGACUUUUAUGGAAUACUUAAAGAUAUUAAUAAAUACACGGAGUGGAUUUUAAAACCAA